This is a messenger RNA of Rotaria sp. Silwood1, 498 nucleotides long. The record is from the annotation of a GenBank genome assembly. Lineage: Eukaryota; Metazoa; Rotifera; Eurotatoria; Philodinida; Philodinidae.
AUGAAUUUAUGUGAUCCAAAACAAAAAGCAUUUGCACAACGUGUUUAUUUUGAUCUAAAAAUUUGUCGUAAAUGGUCGAAACUUCAUGUUUAUUUUAAUGAAGUUAAUAAAUGGAUAUUUUUUAUUGGUAGAUCAUCUGAUGAUCAACCAUUGACAUUUGUUUUACCUAUAUCAAAUGAUGAACAAUUAACUAUUGAUGAUUUAUUUAAUUUAAGAUCAAUAUUAUCUUCAACAUUACCAUCAAAUAUUCAUGAAAAUAUUUCAAGUGUAUUAAUGGCAAUCGUUGCAAAUGAUUUUACCUUAGGUUAUUUCAAUUUUUCAUUUGGUCUUCCAUCAUCUAUACCAUCCAUUAGAACAGAAACAAAAACAGAAACCGAAACUUCUAAUAAUCAAAUAAUAUCUACAAUUGAUGAUGAUGAUGAAUUUAUCAAUGAAAUAAAAAAAGAAACAAUAAAUAAUGAAUGGCCUACAAAUGAAACAGAUGCUACUUGGGACUAA